Molecule: messenger RNA, 591 nt
Organism: Carcharodon carcharias (great white shark)
Lineage: Eukaryota; Metazoa; Chordata; Chondrichthyes; Lamniformes; Lamnidae
Gene: pla2g12b
Product: phospholipase A2, group XIIB
Exons: 4
Coding region: 1-591 (196 amino acids)
Biological process (GO): triglyceride homeostasis; phospholipid metabolic process; lipid catabolic process
Cellular component (GO): extracellular region
Molecular function (GO): calcium ion binding; A2-type glycerophospholipase activity
Source: RefSeq, a predicted model, not a curated record
AUGAGAGGAGGAGCAGUGAUGGUACUGUGCUUGGCCCUCACUGUGGCUGAGGAUGUCAAUAACGCCACCACUGCAAACCAGGAUGACUCUAGCGCCAACUCAGACUGGGGCAUUGGAUCUAUCCGAGACAGCUUCGAGACCAUAAACGGAUACUUUGACUCAUUCCUGGAGCUCCUUGGUGGCAAGAAUGGAGUCUGCCAGUACAAGUGCCGGUAUGGGAAGGCACCUUUACCAAGACCUGACUAUAAAGCCCCUGAACCAAAUGGCUGUAGCUCCUCUUUCCUUGGACUCAAGGUACCAGACACUCUCGAUUUGGGAAUACCAGCCAUGACCAAGUGUUGUAACCAGCUCGAUCUUUGCUACGACACCUGUGGAGCCAACAAGUACCGGUGUGACGCCAAGUUCCGUUGGUGCCUCUACGGAAUCUGCUCCGACCUCAAGAAAAGUUUGGGCUUUGUGUCAAAGGUUGAAGCCUGUGAAUCGGUGGCAGAUACCAUGUUCAACGCAGUCUGGACCCUGGGUUGCAAGCCUUUCAUGAACAGUCAGAGGGCAGCCUGCUUGUGCAAUGAGGAGGAAAGAGACGAGCUUUGA